Molecule: messenger RNA, 832 nt
Organism: Ectocarpus sp. CCAP 1310/34
Lineage: Eukaryota; Phaeophyceae; Ectocarpales; Ectocarpaceae
Source: the annotation of a GenBank genome assembly
CCCUUUUCUCAAAAAGGGACAGCCCAAAAAAAGAUAUGGAAAAACGACAACCCACUUGUUACGCUGUCUUUUUCCAAAAACGAGGUGUUCGAUUAUUCUCGGAGGCGUUUGCGUGCGCGCGCCAGCGCGCGCGAACGAUUUUUGAAUUCUUGCAGUUCGCGCCGCUUCUCUCUCGCACAAGCGCACAAGCUACAUCAGCACACCACGCGUAUCCACACCGCACACACACCACGAGCCACCGCAUACCAUGGAUGUCAUGAAACUAGACAACGUUCAACCUCUCCCGCUGGAGUUCAACGGGUAUGUCGAGGGCACGUUGGAGUUGCUCCUGGGCGGCAAGGGCCUCUCGCAGAUCAAGCUUCUCAAGCACCUCCAGAACGUGUGCAUCGUGUACGCUUGCUUGGCGGUCAAGCGGAACGCCGGGAUCGUCUCCACGGAGGCUAAGUACAAGGCAGCGGCCAAGGGCUACAAGGACAUCGCUGUCCCAGGAUUCUUCAAGUGGCUCAAGGAAAACGGCAUAGUGAUCAAGCAGGCGUGGCUGACGUUCGAGGUCAUGGGCAGAACAAGUCUGAACGGAGCGCCGGUCCUGUUCACCGACGGGAAGAAGUUGUGGAAGCGCUUCGACAAGGUCAUGCGCGAAAUGAAGAAGACGUACAACAAAGUGUGGGACAGGUGUGUAGACUCUUGUGUGGUACUGCUGUAUUGCGUGGUACUGCUGUUUUGCUCCGCAUUAGUGGUUGAGGCUCGAUACAACUUUUGGCCCAAAUAUAUCUGCAGUAGCGUGUUGUGUAUGCUCCCGAAUCAGCGGUAAACUACAAGCCCAACAUCGGAA